Molecule: messenger RNA, 597 nt
Organism: Entamoeba invadens IP1
Lineage: Eukaryota; Evosea; Mastigamoebida; Endamoebidae
Exons: 1
Coding region: 1-597 (198 amino acids)
Source: RefSeq, a predicted model, not a curated record
AUGUUCUCCUUUUUGUCCCGGCUUUUUGGUUUGAACGCACUUACUUCUGAUCCGGUCAGAGAGAAUUUUGUGAACGAAUUGAACAUGUCCAAAUACACUUUAUCCCCAACUUACGAGUUACCAUUAUGUGUGACUCACAAAGAAGUAGAGAACUUAAUAAAACAACACAAACUUGCCCCUCUCUAUGAAACAGACGACGUCUUAAGUGAAAGUGACAAGACUUGUAUCGUGUGUUUUGGUACAGUCCGCCAAGGGAUGAAUUCAUUGAAUUGUUGUCAUGGGAAGCGAUAUAUCUGCACUCAAUGUUUAUUGUUAGACCCCACUUUUGAUGUGAAGAAGCUCGAAAUGUAUUGUGAUCUAUGUAAAGAGAAGACACACAUCACUGUCGCUCCAGUCAAUAUCGAAGCAGAAGUCAAUAUCAUCUCACAUAGAAUAACAAAUCAAUUAGAAAAAGUCAACCAAAAAAUUGUUAGGAGAUUUCAUUCUUUUGGAAUCGCAUUAGAUCCUAGUAUUAGUCCAGAAACUUAUAACUCAAUCGAUAUUAAAGAUUUGACUGACGCUGAAAUGGCUAGAGCAAUAUUAGUCAGCUUGUCGUAA